This is a messenger RNA of Dermacentor albipictus, 1737 nucleotides long. Its product is annotated as cytochrome P450 3A6-like. Gene Ontology annotation, molecular function: steroid hydroxylase activity; oxidoreductase activity, acting on paired donors, with incorporation or reduction of molecular oxygen; iron ion binding. Lineage: Eukaryota; Metazoa; Arthropoda; Arachnida; Ixodida; Ixodidae. The record is from RefSeq and is a predicted model, not a curated record.
UCGCAGAACCGGUUCUCCAUUUUGUGGUUUGAAUGCGUUAAACAACGACCCUUGUGGACCCUUGCAGUACGCGGUAUCGCUUCUUGCACUCGCAAAACGGAUCGUGCUUCGUCGAUGCCAGCAUUUCGACGACCAAAAAGUCAUUCAUAAAUGCCAUGUUCGAUGGAUUUUGCGUGGAGCAUACUUGGGCUGCUGGUGGCCGUUGUGGUCAUAGCCGUCGGCGCAUGGCUCCAACGGAGACGCCAACAGAUGUGCCUGUUCAAACGGUACGACAUACCUGGGCCUGAACCGAGCAGCGUCAUCUUCGGAAACUGGAAAGAGUUCCGGAGGGACCCUCUUGAGGUGACAACGAAAUGGAUUCAGAAGUAUGGGAAGUUCUUCGGCUUUUACGUCGGCGAAAUGCCGUAUAUUGUGGUGGCUGACCUGGACAUGAUCAAGCACUGUCUUGUCAGGGAAGCCCACAUUUUCCGCGACAGGAUGCCAAUGAUACUGGAAGUAGAAACCUUCAAGACUAGUUUGGUGGGACUGAAAGGAGAUGAUUGGAAAAAAGUGCGUAGCGUCAUGAACCCGAGUUUUUCGGGCUCCAAGAUGAAGAUUAUAUCACGGAUCAUGAAUGAAUGUGUGGACAUCAUUCUGGAGAAAUUAGACGAGCAGCUGGCGAACAACGAGACUGCGGUCGACGUGUCGAAGAUGACUCAGGGACUAACCAUGGACGCCAUUGCAAAAUCCAUUCUGGCUUGGGAGCCUGACUCCCAGCGGAACCCUGAUGACCCAUUCGUAAGCAGCUUAAGGAAAACGCUGACCGAAGCCGACACGCUGAUUCUCAACAUCGCCAUCGCAUUUCCACCCUUCCGAAAUCUGGUCACUUGGGUCUUUCCUUACGUUUCCUACGGCAAGCUUUUCGCAGUCAUUUGCAGACGAGUACACGAUGUGAUACGCGUUCGGAGAGCGGAGCCUCACGUGCGGCACUUGGACAUGCUGCAGCUCAUGCUGGACGAACAAGCAAACAGGAAUCUCUCCGGGAGCAUCAGCGAUAACGACAGCGUCAAGUGCGCGCGUAACGAAGCUCAUGCGGCCAAAGCCUUCGUGAUCACGGACGAACACAUCGUGUCCAACUGCUUCAUUUCGCUCGCCGCGGGCUUCGAGACGACGGCGCUCACCCUGGCGCUCGUAUUGGACGAACUUGCGCGCAACCCCCAGGAGCAGGAAAAGCUAUACGCGGAGUUGGCCUCCGCCUUUCCUGGAGGCCUCGAGCGGGACGUCGAGUGCGAUGAGCUGCAGAGCCUGAAGAGGCUGGACAUGGUGGUGAGCGAGGCUUUGCGCAAGAACCCCCCGCUCGUACUAUUCACGACCAGGAUGUGCAAUGAAGAAAUAACGGUCAUGGGCCGCACAAUACCCCCUGGAUCGCGCCUCGUAGUCCCCAAGUGGACCAUCCACCGCGAUCCCGAACUCUGGCCGGAACCGGAAAAGUUCGAUCCAGAGAGGUUUAACCCCGACAACGAAAGCAACCGGCACCCGGCGUCCUAUAUUCCAUUCGGCAUUGGCCCCCGUCAAUGUAUGGGCAGGAAGUUCGCCCUGCUCGAACUGAAGACUGCACUCUGCAAGCUGGCUCUCAAGUAUGAGUUUGCGCUGCAACGGGGCAACGAAGAUAGCAUAAAGCUGAAAGUUCCUCUCAUAACAAUAUGUCCUGUUAAGAAUGUGGUACUCAGCGUGAAAUUAAAAAAUCGUUCUACGUGA